UCAACCACGAACCUAAACGGUUGAUUUGGCAUGGUCCGAUAUUUCUCUAAAGGAGCCCUCCAGAAGUGCCAAUGAACUGGUUUGGAUUUGGAUUUAACGCCUUUGGACAAAUACGUGCCACUAAAGCUAUAUCAAGAGGAGAGAGUUGUACCGUUGAAGAUGUGAAAGUGAUUACUCCCACAAGUGUCGACAGCCGUGUGGAUAAAGCUGAAGAAAUAACUAGCUUCGAGAGUGCCUCCAUAGCUAGCAAAUGUAGUGUCAGAUCAAGCUGGAGUCGGAGAGCAGCUUUGCAUUUGCAAGGCGACAGUCAUGUGUGGUUGUCAGGCUUUGGUGCUCAAUUAAGGACUGGGUGCUGUGGCAGUUACAUGAAGGAGAGCCGCGGCUGCAAGGAUGCUCUGAUCGGGGAGAGAUAUUUGACCCUUUCCUUUCCGGACAGAAUCGAGUGCUGGGAUCUCGAGCAAAAUGAGAAGACACUUGUCUGGAGCAUGGAAAGCAAAACAUCACCAACUGAAUCUGGAUCCUCGCUUACUCUCCCAUUAGUCCCUGGGGGAUACAUAGCUGCAAAACCUCCCUUCUAUCACCCCCUCUCACCACAGCUGAAGGCUGUGAGUCUAGCAUUGGGUGCUGAGCAUGCCAUCCUUCUCAGCGCUACUGGAGUUGUAUACUCCUGGGGGUUGGGCAGUCAUGGUCAGUUGGGGCAUGAAAGUCUCACCUCUGAAGAGGAACCUAGGGCAGUGGAGGCGCUCUGGGGGAUGCCCAUGAGCUCUGUGGCGACUGGAGGCUGGCACUCUGCCUGCGUAAGUGCUGGAGGGGACCUUUACAUAUGGGGCUGGAAUGAAAGUGGCCAGCUUGGACUUCCAUCACAGGCUCUGAGGAAAUUGCAGCAGAAGAGAAGCCAAGAGCCAGCAACAGUGUGCCCAGAUGCUCGCUCAUCAACAUGCCAAGAGGAAGAGAAACCCACAGAGGUGUUCAUAUCCAUCCAGGCAUUUCCAGCUCUUUUGGAUAUCACUGAGUCAUGUGAAAUCAGUAAGGUCAGCUGUGGGUCCCGGCAUACUGCUGCAGUAACAACAACAGGUGACCUCUACACUUGGGGAUGGGGCGAAUAUGGCCAGCUAGGACACAAGACUUUAAUGAGCUCAGAUGAACCGCGGCCUGUCGAUUUCUUCAGGGAUCAUGGGCUGCAUGUGGUGGAUGUAGUAUGUGGCGAAUGGACCACAUUUUCUGCUGUGGCUAAAGAUGAAUUAAUUCAUUCUUAAAAUAAAAAUUGCUGCCUCCCCUAGGUAAUGAAUGGACACUGGACCUUGCUCUAUGUGACAUGCUGUAAAUACUCAUUACUAAUUGCUAAGACUGA
This is a messenger RNA of Lampris incognitus (smalleye Pacific opah), 1351 nucleotides long. RefSeq names its product RCC1 domain containing 1 (gene rccd1). Lineage: Eukaryota; Metazoa; Chordata; Actinopteri; Lampriformes; Lampridae. The record is from RefSeq and is a predicted model, not a curated record. The transcript is spliced from 8 exons. Bases 72 to 1256 code for a protein of 394 amino acids.